AUGACGCUGGGCAAGCGCGGCCGGCCGGCUUUCAGGAGGGCGGCGAGCACGGCAGAGGUCACGUUCGACGUCGGGAUCCCAGAGGCGACGGUGAUGGCCGGAGGGGAGUUUGACAACGGCUACUAUCGCUUGCUGUCGCCGAGGUACCUCGGGAAGAACUUCUCCGGCGGCGGGGAGAAUUCCGAGCCGGCUGAUUUUUUGAGGAGCUGCGGUCUCUGCCACCGCCGGCUGGCCACCGGCCGUGAUAUCUACAUGUAUCGGGGUGAUACCGCAUUUUGUAGCCUAGAGUGUAGAGAGCAACAAAUGAACCAAGACGAAAGAAAAGAGAGGCGUGCAGGCAUGACCAAAGACGACCAAACCCAGUCGCCAGAAGUGGCAGCUGCCGCCACCGAAGCCAAAACAAUGGCGGCGGCCUGA
Molecule: messenger RNA, 417 nt
Organism: Striga hermonthica
Lineage: Eukaryota; Viridiplantae; Streptophyta; Magnoliopsida; Lamiales; Orobanchaceae
Source: the annotation of a GenBank genome assembly